AUGGCAUACAUCAUUGCCGUCAACACUGGCGGUACUUGCGUCUGCGACUUGACCGACAGACAGGCCUAUGUUCGACGAGACCUUGUCACUGCUACCGCCGCCGUCGCUGGAAUGGCAAGCUUCAUGUUUGGUCUCCUCACAAACCUCCCCGUCGCCAUCGCCCCCGGAAUGGGUCUCAAUGCCUACUUCACCUUCCAAGUUGUCGGCUACAACGGUAGCGGCCCUAUCCCCUACCGUCUCGCUCUCACCGCCGUCUUUGUCGAAGGUCUCAUCUUUGUCUUCCUCGCCCUCACGGGCAUGCGACAGUGGCUCGUCAAGCUUAUACCCGCUACCAUCAAGACUGCUACCGGUGUUGGUAUUGGUUUCUUCCUCACCGAGAUUGGUCUCUCGUACUCUGCGGGUAUUGGUGCCAUCACUGGUGGUUGGACGGCUACCCCGUUGGCUCUUGGUGGCUGUCCUGUCGAGAUGAUUGAUGAGGUUACGGGCAUGUGUUCUGGGGGUCAAAUGUCCAACCCCAAGCUCUGGGUCGCUGUCUUCUGCGGUGGCAUCGUCACGGCGUUCCUCAUGGCCUUCCGCAUCAAGUACGCCCUCAUCAUCGGCAUCGCCCUCGUCUCCAUGCUGUCUUGGCCCCGCAACACCCCCAUCACCUACUUCCCUCACACCCCCGAAGGCGACUCCCGCUUCGACUUUUUCAAGCAAAUCGUCGUGUUCCACCCCAUGGAAAAGACUCUCAACAAGCUCGACUGGGCCUUUGAAGCUCCGGCCUCUCAGUUCGCACUCGCUCUGUUCACCUUCCUCUACGUCGACAUUAUCGAUGCCACUGCGACUCUCUACUCCAUGGUCCGUUUCUGUGGCGUCAUGAGGGACAGUAACGGAGACUUUCCUCGUUCCACUAUCGCCUACUGCACUGAUGCUGCCUUUAUCUCUAUCAGCGCAUUGUUCGGGAGUUCCCCUGUCACGGCCUUCAUCGAGAGUGGCGCCGGCAUCGCAGAGGGAGGGAGAACAGGACUGACCGCCAUGGUCACCGGACUUUGCUUCAUCGUCUCUGUGUUCUUAGCCCCCAUCUUUGCGUCUGUUCCCCCAUGGGCCACUGGCUGUACCCUCAUCUUGGUCGGCUGCAUGAUGAUCCGUCAAAUCACCCAGAUCAACUGGCGAUACAUCGGCGAUGUCCUCCCCUCGUUUGUCGUCAUGACCUUUAUCCCUUUCAGCUACAGCGUCGCCUACGGUCUCAUCGCUGGCGUCUUUGUCUACACCGUCCUCAACGGCCUCAUCGCCAUCGUCGUCUUCCUCUCCCGCGGUCAGCUCGAGCCCCGCGAGUAUGACCUCAAGGAGUACUGGACCUGGAAGGGAUCCGGCCGCGCCCCCUGGUUCGUUCGCGCCAUCCGCCGUCGUAGCCGAUCCGACAUUGCCAUGGACUACAUUGACCGUCCUGGCCACAGCAGCUCCGAGACCGCCGUCUCCUCGGACAAGGAAGAGACCAUCACCAAGACUGGACGCCCCGCUUCUCCUCCUGCCCACUGGGUGAACUAG
Molecule: messenger RNA, 1530 nt
Organism: Fusarium vanettenii 77-13-4
Lineage: Eukaryota; Fungi; Ascomycota; Sordariomycetes; Hypocreales; Nectriaceae
Exons: 9
Coding region: 1-1530 (509 amino acids)
Biological process (GO): transmembrane transport
Cellular component (GO): plasma membrane
Molecular function (GO): purine nucleobase transmembrane transporter activity
Source: RefSeq, a predicted model, not a curated record